Molecule: messenger RNA, 1296 nt
Organism: Miscanthus lutarioriparius
Lineage: Eukaryota; Viridiplantae; Streptophyta; Magnoliopsida; Poales; Poaceae
Source: the annotation of a GenBank genome assembly
AUGGAGAUGGGCCGAUCGGGAAAUGGUGGCGGCAGGGUGGUCACCUUCGACGACGCCAUCAGCGGGAGGCGCCGGAACGGCAGCAGCUCCUUGUCGUCGUACCUUGACAUGGGCCGGGACGCCGACGGUGGCCGCGCGACGCCGCGGCCGUUGCCGGCGCAUGCCAUGGCGAGCCGUCGGCACACGUACGCCGACGGCGAGCUCGACGUGUUCGCCGCCGAGCGCUACUUCAGAGGCGCAAUGGACGGCGACGGGGACCGCAAGGAAGGUUUCAGUGUCACCACCCCCGCGGUAGCGGUGCAGGUGCAGCAGGCCUUGGUGGAGACGGCCGCUGCGAGGCCGGCGGCGGAUCCGGAGGCCGUGGUAUUGGCUAAGCCGUCCUCGACGCGCGCGUCGACGGUGAGCUUCACCGCGAGCUCGGCGUCCAGCGCCAACAGCCAGACGGCGCUCUUCCGGGGCGGGCUCCAUCGACGGCGGAGCUCCCGCGACAACAGGUGCUGCGUCCAGGUCGGUGUGCUCAUGCGCACGUGCUCCGGGAAGCGGUCGGUGCGCGUGGACGACGGCUGCGCGGCCAAGGAAGCCCCCGACGCCGCCGAGCCGGCGGCGGCGACCGGGAUGGACUGGUACAGAGAGCUGAGGAUGCACAAGGCCGCCCUCGGGCUCUCCGGGGAUGGCAAUACCAAUGGCCAUGGCUUGGUGGCCGCCGGUCUCCCGCCAAGCUUGAAUCUUGGGACGGCGAAAGUGGCAGCCAUCGGGAGGCAGGUGACGACAGGAGAGGAGAAGGAGGCCGCUGAGCUCACCUUCUCAAGUUCUACGAGUAGGAGAAGCAACUUUACUCUUGUGGCUCCGGUCAGAGCCAACGUGCCGGCGAGCGGCGGCCGCGUCGGCGAGCCAGGUGGCGGAGCAGGUAAAGUUGGCCGUGGCGGUGGCGGUGGCGCGCACCAUCUCCACGACAACGACGACGACGACGACGCCGGGAGCGAGUCGAGCUCCGACCUGUUCGAGAUCAAGAGCCUGAUGAUCGGCGACUGCCCCCCACGAGCCGAGCGAGGCGAGCAUCCAGUGGAGCGUGGUGACCGCGGACGCAUCGGAGCGCGGCGACCGCGUCCCCGCCAGAUGGGUCGGCGGCGGCGCGAGGGGUCCUUCUGUCGCCGGAAGGCAGCUGCGGGGGCACCGGCCGGCCGGGAUUCUGGCGGGGUGCGCCAGCCACAGGGCCGUCGACGUGUCGGUGGCGACGACAAAGGCCGUGCCAAAUGCGUCCGCCGCCGUGGUGGCGAUGCAGCAGCGGCGCAGUGA